CCUAUGUGACAAGCACCGCCGGGGAGCUCUGUGCAUUACACGCGCCGAGAGAGGUAAACGAUUUCUGUCCAGUUGCGUCAGUGGGUGAGAAUCGGUGAAGGACAGGCUGCAGUGGAGGGAAAGCCAUUCUAACGUGGAAGAGCAGCGACGAAGCAGCGAGGUAGACGUGUGCAUCAAAUUUCGCAAUGGACGUCUCUCGUACGCAUCACGUGUGACGGACAGUUGUAGGCAUUCGGCAAGCGGAGUACGUCAUAUCUAAAGUUACACAACGAAUUUAGAUAACGCGGAGUAAUCGCAAUGCCACACCAGCGAAAAGAGGCCAUGCUAGACAAAGGCGAUGCGAGCGCAAACGAUGACUAUUACGACCCGAGAAUUGACACACCCGAAUGUGACGAGGACUUAAUUCCAACUCCCCCUGACGGCGGAUGGGGAUGGGUUAUUGUCGCUUCUUCAUUUUUUCUCAUCUUCAUCGUGGAUGGCGUGUGUUUUUGCUUCGGUGUGUGGAUGGUUGAGUUCAUGGACUAUUUUAACGAAUCAGCUGCAAAGGCGUCACUGGUUGGAUCAUUAUUGUCUGGCUGCUACCUAUCGGCAGGUCCCCUUGUGAGCGCACUCGCGAACAGGUAUGGCUGUCGAUCCGUGACCAUAUUUGGAAGCAUUCUAGCCUCGCUUUCGUUUAUUCUAAGCACCUUCUCACCGAACAUAGAAAUGCUUAUUGUCACUUUCGGGGUUAUGGCAGGUAUAGGGUUUGGGUUCAUGUAUUUGCCUGCAAUCGUCAGCGUCGGCUACUAUUUCGAGACGAAGCGAGCACUAGCCACCGGUGUCGGUGUUAGCGGCUCCGGAAUAGGAACUUUUGUGAUGGCGCCACUCUCCAAAUAUCUGAUAACAGCAUACGACUGGAAAGGCGCGACGCUCAUAGUCGCCGCCAUUGUGUUACACGGCAUCAUAUGUGGCGCCCUCAUGCGGCCGCUGGAAGUAACUCCGCGCAAGAAGUCGCUGAUGCAGCGCAUGUGGGAGGAAAAGCAGAUCCGCGUGCGCGCGUUUACCGUGCACGAUGGCUAUGAAGAUCUGCGGGUACACCUGCCGCUGCUCGAGAAGGGCAUACCGAGAAUCGCUCCUUCGAGCGUCACGCCCGCAGACGCAGCCUUUCGCUCGCGUAACAAUUCCGCAGCCAGCCGUCGAGAUGCGGAGAGGCCCACCGGUAGCGACACGCAGCUGUCGCACGACGGCAGGGCGACACCAGUCGAGGCUCUCCAGGUGUUUCCGACAGCGGACGAUACGCUGAGCCGACCAUCCAGCAGGGAGCUGAGCAGUAGCAUGGGCGUGAUCCACGAGGGAGACGACGAGCAACCGCCGACGACGACCGCCACCGACAGCAACCUCCGGGACCGCGUGAAAAGCCUCGAUUCGGCGCGCCAGCAUCGCGUUCAGCCUGUGCUGAACCGUAGCUCGAGCCGAGACGCAAGAGCACAGCAGUACACGCGCCCGCUCUACCGGCAAGACAUCUUCUUCAGCGGCAGCGUCGUCAACCUGCCACAGUAUAAGCGACGACACGACAUGAGCGACUACCUCACCAGCAUCACGCACAUCCCCAAGAUGGCGCCCGUCGCGGCGCAGGAGCAGCAGAAAGUGGGCAUGUUCGAGCGGCUAGUGGGGCCGGAGAUGUACAGCGUGCUCGAGGAGAUGCUAGACAUGUCUUUGAUGAAGCACCCCGUCUUCUUGCUCAUCUGCAUCGCUAACAUCCUCGCCUUCAUCGGCUUCUUCGUGCCGUUCGUCUACACGGUUGCCUACGCAAUCGAGAUAGGAAUACCUGCGGAACGCGGGCCCAUACUGCUGUCGAUAAUAGGCAUAGCUAACACGGUGGCUCGCGUGCUCGUCGGUUGGUUGAGCGAUAGGCCGGGGAUAAACCCGUUACUCAUCAACAAUAUCUGUGUAAUUGUGAGCGGCAUCAUUACGAUGAUGGUGCCACUAUACGGAAGCUUCACGGCCAUGGCAAUCUACUGCUUCGCGUUUGGAGUCACCGUCGCGGGCUUCAUUUGUCUAACGUCCAUCGUCAUAGUGGAAGAACUAGGACUAGAAAAACUAACUAAUGCGUUUGGACUGCUGGGUUUAUUUCGCGGGAUCUCUGGAAUAUUUGGCCCUCCCCUUGCCGGCUUUGUGUAUGACGUCACGAAGGACUACAAUACGUCUUUUAUACUGGCCGGAGCAUCUCUGACUAUGGCUGGUCUUCUCAUGAGCUGUAUACCGUGUCUUUCACGCUGCAAGAAAUGCGUGCCGAGUAAAGACACGUCCAAUUGUCCGGAAAGAAACUGCUCGGCGUACGAGUAGCGAAUUAAACACAG
Molecule: messenger RNA, 2339 nt
Organism: Priapulus caudatus
Lineage: Eukaryota; Metazoa; Priapulida; Priapulimorpha; Priapulimorphida; Priapulidae
Product: monocarboxylate transporter 13-like
Exons: 7
Coding region: 298-2325 (675 amino acids)
Biological process (GO): transmembrane transport; monocarboxylic acid transport
Molecular function (GO): monocarboxylic acid transmembrane transporter activity
Source: RefSeq, a predicted model, not a curated record